Messenger RNA from Fulmarus glacialis (Northern fulmar), 3804 nucleotides. RefSeq names its product solute carrier family 4, sodium bicarbonate cotransporter, member 7 (gene SLC4A7). The record is from RefSeq and is a predicted model, not a curated record. Gene Ontology annotation, molecular function: sodium:bicarbonate symporter activity; monoatomic anion transmembrane transporter activity; solute:inorganic anion antiporter activity. Gene Ontology annotation, cellular component: plasma membrane; basolateral plasma membrane; apical plasma membrane. NCBI's taxonomy places the organism in Eukaryota, Metazoa, Chordata, Aves, Procellariiformes, Procellariidae. Bases 91 to 3123 code for a protein of 1010 amino acids. Gene Ontology annotation, biological process: bicarbonate transport; transmembrane transport; monoatomic anion transport. The transcript is spliced from 22 exons.
UUUCCUCAAGACACACCAUCCCAACGAGUGCAAUUUAUCUUGGGUACUGAAGAUGAUGAUGAACACAUUCCCCAUGAUCUCUUCACUGAAAUGGAUGAACUUUGCUUCAGGGAUGGAGAAGAAUAUGAAUGGAAAGAAACGGCUAGGUGGAUAAAAUUUGAAGAGGAUGUUGAAGAUGGUGGUGAUCGAUGGAGCAAGCCUUAUGUAGCAACGCUGUCUCUGCACAGUCUCUUUGAACUGCGAAGCUGUAUUCUUAAUGGGACGGUCAUGUUGGACAUGAGAGCAAACACACUAGAUGAGAUAGCAGAUAUGGUUUUGGACAACAUGAUUGCCUCUGGCCAGCUCGAUGAAUCCAUAAGAGAGAAUGUGAGAGAGGCUCUUCUAAAAAGGCACCAUCAUCAGAAUGAGAAAAAAUUCAGCAAUCGGAUUCCCCUGGUUCGGUCUUUUGCAGAUAUAGGCAAGAAACAUUCUGACCCUCACUUGCUUGAACGAAAUGGGCUAUUAGCAUCUCCACAGUCAGCACCUGGAAAUUUAGACACCGGAAAAAGUGGAGACGUUAAAGGUACUGGGACAGGAGGAAGCAGAGAAAACAGCACGGUUGAUUUUAGUAAGGUUGAUAUGAACUUCAUGAGGAAAAUUCCUUCAGGAGCAGAAGCAUCAAAUGUGUUAGUGGGAGAAGUAGAUUUUUUAGAAAGACCUAUUAUUGCUUUUGUGAGGCUCUCCCCUGCUGUACUUCUCUCAGGUCUCACAGAGGUUCCGGUUCCUACACGGUUUUUAUUUUUGUUGCUGGGACCAGCAGGAAAAGCUCCACAGUACCAUGAAAUUGGAAGAUCGAUAGCAACUCUUAUGACAGAUGAUGUUUUCCAUGAUGUUGCCUAUAAAGCAAAAGACCGAAAUGAUUUAUUGUCAGGAAUUGAUGAAUUUUUAGACCAAGUGACAGUCCUGCCUCCAGGAGAAUGGGAUCCAUCUAUACGAAUUGAGCCACCAAAAAGUGUUCCUUCCCAGGAGAAAAGGAAGGCACCUAAAUUUCCAAAUGGAUCUACUCCUACAGGAGAGACUCUCAAAGAAGGCGGCCUCCAUGCUGGACGUGAACUUGAGAGAACUGGAAGGCUUUUUGGUGGUUUGAUACUUGACAUCAAAAGGAAAGCACCUUUUUUCUUGAGUGACUUCAAGGAUGCAUUAAGCCUGCAGUGCCUGGCCUCGAUUCUUUUCCUAUACUGUGCCUGUAUGUCUCCUGUAAUCACUUUUGGAGGGCUCCUGGGAGAAGCUACACAAGGCAGAAUAAGUGCAAUAGAGUCUCUCUUUGGAGCCUCAUUAACUGGGAUUGCCUAUUCUCUCUUUGCUGGGCAACCUCUUACUAUUUUGGGGAGCACCGGACCAGUUCUAGUAUUUGAAAAAAUAUUGUUUAAAUUUUGCAGGGAUUACGAUCUUUCCUACCUCUCCCUGCGAACUAGCAUUGGUCUGUGGACUGCAUUUUUAUGCAUAGUGCUUGUAGCCACAGAUGCCAGCAGCCUUGUGUGUUACAUCACUCGAUUUACUGAGGAGGCUUUUGCAGCGCUUAUAUGCAUCAUAUUUAUUUAUGAGGCAUUGGAAAAGCUUUUUCAUUUGGGAGAAGUGUAUGCCUUCAAUAUGCACAAUGAUUUGGAGAAACUGACUUUAUAUUCAUGUGUGUGUUCUGAGCCUGAGAAACCCAGUAACGAAACUUUGCAGGUGUGGAGGAGUAUGAAUAAGUCUGCGGAAAAUAUAGCAUGGAGUAACCUUACAGUUUCUGAAUGUUUACAAUUUCAUGGUGUGUUUCGUGGAUCAGCUUGUGGCCAUCAUGGACCAUAUAUUCCAGAUGUUCUCUUCUGGUCUGUCAUAUUAUUCUUUACAACAUUUUUCCUCUCCUCUUUCCUUAAGCAAUUCAAGACCAAACGCUAUUUCCCAACUAAGGUGCGUUCUACCAUCAGUGACUUUGCAGUAUUUCUGACCAUAGUUAUCAUGGUUUUGAUUGACUACCUUGUAGGAGUACCUUCUCCUAAGCUUCAUGUUCCAGAGAAAUUUGAACCCACCCGAAAAGACCGAGGAUGGUUCAUAGAUCCUCUUGGAAGCAAUCCCUGGUGGACACUCUUGGUAGCUGCUGUUCCUGCUUUACUCUGUACCAUUCUCAUUUUCAUGGAUCAACAAAUAACAGCUGUUAUUAUAAACAGGAAAGAGCAUAAGCUGAAGAAAGGCUGUGGUUAUCAUCUUGAUCUGCUCAUGGUUGGUGUUAUGUUGGGGAUAUGUUCUGUCAUGGGCUUACCGUGGUUUGUUGCUGCAACUGUCCUGUCUAUAAGUCAUGUUAAUAGCCUGAAAGUUGAAUCUGAAUGCUCAGCACCAGGAGAGCAACCAAAGUUUUUGGGAAUCCGGGAGCAGCGAGUGACAGGAUUGAUGAUUUUUGUCCUGAUGGGGUUGUCAGUGUUCAUGACCUCUGUGUUAAAGUUUAUUCCAAUGCCAGUUUUGUAUGGUGUCUUUCUUUACAUGGGAGUAUCUUCAUUAAAAGGCAUUCAGUUUUUUGACCGUAUAAAACUGUUUGGAAUGCCUGCCAAACAUCAACCAGACCUGAUUUAUCUACGUUAUGUGCCACUCUGGAAGGUCCAUAUCUUUACAGUUGUUCAGCUCACUUGUCUGGUUCUGUUGUGGGUGAUUAAAGCCUCUGCAGCUGCUGUUGUUUUCCCUAUGAUGGUUCUAGCGUUAGUAUUCAUUCGCAAGCUCAUGGAUUUAUGUUUCACCAAAAGAGAGCUUAGCUGGCUUGAUGAUCUUAUGCCAGAAAGUAAAAAGAAGAAAGAAGAUGACAAAAAGAAAAAAGAGAAAGCAGAAGCAGAGAGAAUGCUUCACACAAGGGACAAUGAAAGUGUACACCUUGCAUAUGGAGAAGCAAAUUUGGAUUUUCCUGUAAAAACCCUAAAAUACAGCAUUGAUCCCUCAAUUGUAAACAUAUCAGACGAAAUGGCCAAAACUGCACAGUGGAAGGCUCUUGCCAUGAGUACUGAGAAUGCCAAAGUAACCAGAGCUAACCUGAGCCCUGAAAAAACAGAAAGUGUGAAAAUAAAUAUGGAAGAUUCACCUGUUGUGAAAUAUGUGGAUGCUGAAACAUCUUUAUAGAACUGAACCAAGGGGAACUGCGUGUAUUUGUGUGUGUAUAUAUAUCACUGCAGGAUAUUAUACCAUUGAAGUGUGAUUUCCAAUUUAAGGAGCGACAUGUAUUUAAUUCUGCUGUUGUUUAAGGCACUGUAGAGAUGCUUGCAUAAUGAGAAGAUUUUCCUGCAAGUAAGAUGAGUGGUAAUCACACUUCAGCUAUUUAUUUUAUUGGAAAUUUUAUUUUCGUUUUUAAAUAGGAAGAUUGUAAUGCAUAUUAUUUUCAAUAAUCAGUAUGUGUGUAAAAGUUAAAUCAGCUUUUGCUGAUGAUUACUGGUCCACAUUGCUUAAAAUUUUGCAAUACCUCUGUUUAUAAUGUGUGCUAAAGAAGUUUGUUUUCCAUGCAGGCAAUUACUGCUUGUUUUUGCAGGGUAUACUGUUUUUUUGUGAUUUCACAGAACAAAUAUUAAUGUGCUGUUGACAAGAACUACUGUGUUUUAUGUCUCCACUACAUGCUUGUGUUUUCUGGAUUCUGUCUCUCCUAUUUUACAGAAGUGGCCUAGAGCCCUAAGUCAGGUAGGUAGUUAAUCCUUAAAAUAUAUAUAAAUACCCUGUUCUGCUACUUUUUUUUUUUUUUUUUUUAAAUUCACUCUUGGUUUUUCAUUAUUGUCCAGUAGCAGUAUGAGUGUAGUAAUUGUAGUUACAGUC